Messenger RNA from Kwoniella botswanensis, 2112 nucleotides. RefSeq lists its product as uncharacterized. The transcript is spliced from 9 exons. Gene Ontology annotation, biological process: intracellular protein transport; retrograde transport, endosome to Golgi. Gene Ontology annotation, molecular function: phosphatidylinositol-3-phosphate binding. Gene Ontology annotation, cellular component: endosome; retromer, tubulation complex. The record is from RefSeq and is a predicted model, not a curated record. Lineage: Eukaryota; Fungi; Basidiomycota; Tremellomycetes; Tremellales; Cryptococcaceae. Bases 1 to 2112 code for a protein of 703 amino acids.
AUGGACGACCCGUUAUCACCGAACAAUAUCAACCCAUCAUGGUCCGACAUCCCAACGGAUCACACUCAAUCAUCCAUCUUCUCUCCUACCCCUAGCCAAAGCCAUGUCAUCUCCCAAUCAUCAUCAUCAUCAGAGGAUUAUUCCAGAGAACCAAAAGUAUUUGGUGCACCUGGUUUAGGACUCGUCUCGCCUCCUCCAACUUCUAAAGAUGGUAUGAUGAAAUCGUCGAUUACCACUGCUGCGAAAGAGCCGCCAAGUCCAUUUCUAAGAGUCAGGAUAGGUGGAUUGGAGAGGAAUAGGAAAGAUCUACUGAUCAGAUUCGAUGCUAGUACGAACCUACCGAAUUUUAGGACAUCAAUAUAUAGGAAUAUGCAAAGGAGUUAUGUGGAAUUUCAGAAGUUUGCUGAACAAGCUCAACUUUGUUGUCCGCAGACUAUUAUACCUGCCUUACCACUUCCUUCAACAUCAGCUAUCGCAGACGAAGAAGACGAUCGACUUGUUAGAAUAGCAUUACAAAGAUGGUUUACUAGGAUAUGUGAAGAUCCAGUAUUGAUGAAAGAUGAUGAACUGAGAUCGUUCAUCGAAUCUGAUUUUGGUUACACUCCCGUCCCACCUCCCUCAGCAAGGAAAUCAUCAGCUGCCUCAGCGGCCACUGGAGUAUUCUCCGCAGCGUUGUCGAAAGUGGUAAGAAGAGGACCUCUGGACGAGGACGAUGAGCUGCAAAGUGCCAAGAACGCUUUGGAUAAACUGGAAGAGAGGUGGGGAGCGGCUGCUACAGCAAUCAAUGGAAUUGGGAAAGCAAGAAGAGCCUUUGCGGCAUCAAAUGCAGAUGUCGGGGCGAAACUUGUCUCCCUAUCAACGGUCGAAUCGGAUCCUCAUUUAGCUGCUGCUGAGAGGAAAUUUGGAAGGACUUGGGAACAUCUCUCUGGGAUGAUAGGUGCUCAGGCCGCUUCGGAGAAUGUCAUUCUGAGUGACUCAUUAGGCUAUCAAGCGCUGAAUGCUAGAGCUGCAAAGGACGCUCUACUACAACGUACUACCCUCCUUGAAGAUUCUCAAACGGCUACGAAAUCAGCUAUCAACAAACGAAGAAAUGUGGAAAGAUUGAAAGGUAGUUCAAAAAUUGAUCCGGUCAAGGUUGAUGAUGCUUUACAUGAGAUGGAAGAGGCCAAUGCACUUGAGACAUCGCUUACCAAUCGACUAAACGCUAUCUCUCAGAAUCUCCACCUAUCGAUUCGUACCCACUCUCGACACGCGCACGAGGACGUUGCUGUCGCGCUGUUAGAAGCGGCUAGGAUGAGCGUUAUGUACCAUAAACAGCACUUGAGAGAACUAGAAGCUCUCAAACCUGAUCUGAAGAAAAUCGGAACUUCCGCUCCUGUCUUUGUCACUACACCGAAAAUUGCUACGGGCACGCCUAAACAGGCGAAUACAGUUCUACCACCUCAAGUCACUCCACAAGCUGGACGACCACCACCUCAGGUCCAAGCUCAACCACAAUCUCAACCUCCCAUGGCUCAUAUGCCACAAGGUUUCGCACCUGUCCCUCCUCAAGUUCCUAGCAACCCACCUCUGAUGCCGGGUCCUCCCCAAAUACCUCAACAGGCUCAUCCUGGUCUUCAACCAUCGUUCAAUCAACAACAACAGCCUCGAACACCGAAUUCAUACCCUCAAUUCGCACCACAGGGACUACCUUACCAACAGGCGCAACAAGUGCCCCAAGGAUAUAUACCUCAAUCACAACAAUCAGGAUUCCCUCAACAAAAUCAAUCGGGGUACAACCAACAGCCCGCUCCUGUACCUCGAGGAUAUCCUAUUCGACCGCCACCACCAGGACCACCAGGACCACCCAAUCAAGGUUUCGGUCAUAUGAACGGUACUCAAUCGAUGUUCCUACCUCCUCCCAAUCAGAGACCUAAUUCAGCUGGGCCUAUACCUGGACCUGGACAGGGUCAUCCCCAUGAUCCAUUGAGUGCCGGGGGAAUGACUCAAAGCAUGAUGCUACCUCAACAUGCAAGACCUCAUACGCCUGGUGGCGGAGCUGGAACGAUGGGACGGGGAGGUAGGAAGUUGGAUGAGAGACAGGCUGCUAGGAUGUUAGCUGGGGGUUUCUAG